AUGGGAAGCCUCGCCGAUGAUAUGAAUAAAUCAACGCCCGAGAUACAAGUAAGAGAACUACAACCUUACUUUGGUGCCGAAAUAUCGGGGGUCAACCUGUCAACGCCUAUCUCAGACGCCGUCUUUGAGAAUAUCGUUGCACUGUCCGCAAAGUACGGCGUGAUCGUUUUUCGUAGCACUGGUCUUGAUGACACCAGUCACGUCGAGCUCGCUCGCCGUUUUGGGCCCCUCUUUAGCAUGAGAAAUGUGCUUGGUGAUACGGAAACACGACUGAAGACCCAUGAGCUUGCUGAUUUGAGCAACGUCGACCCGGACACAGGAGAGCCUGUCGCAGCCGAGGGACCUAAAGCGCAAAUUGGCAAACUCGCAUCCUUUUUCCAUGCGGAUCUUGCAUACAAUCAGCAGCGAGCCUCCUGGAGUCUUCUGAGAGCGCACGAAAUCCCGCCGCCAGGGUACGGAGGCGACACUAUCUUUGCUGAUACUAGGACUGCCUUCGACGAGCUGGACGAUGUGGAGAAGGGACUCAAGGAAAGACUGUUAUCUAAGAAUUACUUUGGCGUUCACUCGUGGCAGCAUGCACAGAAAAUCAGUAACCCCGAUUUGUUUCACGAUCUGGACCCCUCAGCAUAUCCUAUGGCCAAGCACCAGCUUAUAGAGUUGCACAAACCCUCUCACAGGAUGAAUCUCUACGUUGGGCUGUACAUGCACCAUAUUGAAUGCGCACCCGAGGAGGACGAAGAGAUGGCAGAGCUCCAACAGAAGCUGCUGACACACGCCACCCAAGCCAAAUACCAAUUACCUGUGGAGUGGCAUCAUCCAGGUGACUUGGUAAUAUGGGACAAUAGGACUGUAUUACACAAAGCUGGUCCGGGAAGCUAUGCUGGACGGUUCAGAAGGGACUUGAGACGCGCAACUGUGCUGGAUACCUGA
Molecule: messenger RNA, 930 nt
Organism: Colletotrichum gloeosporioides
Lineage: Eukaryota; Fungi; Ascomycota; Sordariomycetes; Glomerellales; Glomerellaceae
Product: Alpha-ketoglutarate-dependent 2 4-dichlorophenoxyacetate dioxygenase
Exons: 3
Coding region: 1-930 (309 amino acids)
Molecular function (GO): oxidoreductase activity
Source: RefSeq, a predicted model, not a curated record